Aricia agestis (brown argus) is the source of this 1315-nucleotide messenger RNA. RefSeq names its product glucose-1-phosphatase-like. Gene Ontology annotation, molecular function: sugar-phosphatase activity. The record is from RefSeq and is a predicted model, not a curated record. NCBI's taxonomy places the organism in Eukaryota, Metazoa, Arthropoda, Insecta, Lepidoptera, Lycaenidae. Gene Ontology annotation, cellular component: outer membrane-bounded periplasmic space. Gene Ontology annotation, biological process: dephosphorylation. The transcript is spliced from 2 exons. Bases 108 to 1286 code for a protein of 392 amino acids.
CGCCGACUGAGCUGACUGUGCUCAAUUUUAAACGAUAUUUGCAUCGAUUGACGUUAUCACUUAUCGGAUGUUCUAAUUGUGAACUACGACCCAGUUUUAGUCGUAAAAUGACGCUCAAGUUGGCGUUGUGCUUGUGUUUGUGCGUGUGCGGUGUUCACAAUUUAAAAUUGGAGCAGGUGCUGAUGUUCAGCCGCCACAACAUUCGGCAGCCGCUGACCGACAACCUGCAGCGGUUCGGCGCGGACGUGCCCGCCUCCAAAUACAAGGCGGGCGAAUUGACACCCAAAGGAGCGGUGCUAGAGAAAUAUAUGGGCGAGUACCUUGCGAACUGGCUGCACGAGACCGAUUUACUCCCGAGAGGCUGUCCCGACGAAAAUGUAGUCUAUGUGUACGCCAACACUCGGCAGAGGACCAGGAAGACCGCCAAAGCGUUCGUGGAAGGUGCGUUCCCGAGCUGCAACGUUGUAGUAUACAGCAUCGACUCCGAACAAAUGGACCCAAUUUUCAAUCCGAUUUUCCGAAACACCUCGCAGCAUACGAAGGAAGUGAUAAUCGGCGAAAUGAAAAGUAACCUAAAGAAACUUAACAUAAAAGAUUCAUAUGUGGAGUUGGACAGAAUGAUCGAUUUGACCGAUGCACCUAUUUGCAAGGAGGAACAUUUUUGCAGUUUCGCGAAUACGAGCGACACUAUUUUUUAUGAAAUCGGCAAGGAGCCGAAUUUGAUCGGGCCCCUAAACUAUGGAAAUGUAAUGGUGGACGCGUACCUGAUGGCGUACUUCGACGGCAUGCCGAUGGAGAGCAUCGCUAAUGGCAAACUAAAAAACUUAGAACGGCUGGAGCUGCUGGGAAAAAUAACUGAAGCGAACCUCGUCGUUCGUUUUUAUAGUCCAAAUUUAGGUAGAGAAAUAGCUCAACCGCUGCUGAACUAUAUUUAUGAUGCCUUAAAGACUGAAAGGAAAUUUAUUCUUAUGAUGGGACAUGAUGCGAACAUGCAAUCGUUACUAGCCGCGCUGGAGUUCAAGGACUUUGUGCUUCCGGAGCAAAUACAGAGUACCCCUAUUGGAGGGAAAUUAGUUUUCCAACGAUGGGUCGAUGAAGAUACCAAUGAAAGAUUUUUAAAGAUCAGCUAUGUUUAUCCCACUAUGAAACAAAUAAGGGACGGUGUUAAACUUUCCGUAGAGAAUCCACCGCGAUGGGUGGUGGUUGAGUUAAAUAAGUGUGCAACCAGUUCAAAUGGACUAAUUUCCUGGAAAUGUUUUAUGAGUUUAUUAGAGAACGUAAAAUAAAAUGUACUCUGUAUUUUAAUAAUUAAUAA